CUUCCUUCGGCUCCGCGAUGCAUUCCGCCAAGGAUGAGGAGGAUGAGUGGGAUCUCAAUCCAACCAUAACAUAUCGGCAUCUUCUAUCGAAUAUACCUCAUGUUUACAACCCUCUUCGUGUUGUAACCCUGUGCGAUAACGAUGCAUUUUAUGCUGCGUGUGAACGAAUCCGACUUGGACUUCCUCCAGAGACCCCGGUCGCUGCCCUACAGUGGGAUUCGUUGAUUGCUGUCUCAUACCCCGCACGAACAUAUGGCGUGAAACGCAUGGAUAAUGUCAAAGAGGCCAAGAAAAAAUGUCCAAAUUUAGUAGCGGUACAUGUUAUGACCUACAAGGAAGGCGACAGUGAACCAGCGUAUCAUGACAAUCCUGAUCCCCGACAUUACAAAGUCUCUCUGGACCACUACCGCCGUGAGUCUAAACGUAUAGUGGAUGUGUAUCGAGAGAGGCUUCCUCCUGGAGCCGAGCUUGAAAAAGCGUCUAUUGAUGAAUGUUUCUUUUGCCUUACUCUUCCGGUUAGGGACAUACUUCUGGAGAGAUACCCGUACCUAGGGCAAGUGCCUCCUGAGGCUCCUAACGGACUUGAUACUCCUCUACCACCACCUCCGUUGACGUAUCCCUUCGAGGGAUUAGGGAAUCUAAUUCCAAUUGUCCCGUCGUCACCGACCUCUCCUACCGAUUCGAAGCCAGAGUGCAGUAUUGUAAAUCCUUCCAAUUCUCCUCGCAAGGGUCAACCCGAACUUCCUGAGGUAAUGAGGAAUGAAUCCAAUGCCUCGACAUCCAAACACCCUGUAACAUGGCAUGAUAUAGCUCUGGGCAUAGGGGCAGAGAUCAUGCUCAAAAUGAGGACGGAAGUAAAAGAGAAAUUGGGUUACACGACGAGCUGUGGAAUCGCUCGUAAUAAGCCAUUAGCAAAGCUCGUCGCUUCCUAUAAGAAAUUAGACCAGCAGUCCAUCCUCCGAAAUGCAGCGAUACCUGGAUAUUGGAGGCCUAUGCCAUUCCAGAAUAUCCGCUUUCUUGGUGGCAAGCUUGGUCGGACGCUUUCGGAUGACAUGGAUGCGGAGACCGUUGGUGAUCUAGAACAUAUUUCACUUAAUGAGAUGCAACGAAUGUAUGGAGAAGAAUCUAUAUGGGUGUGGCAAGUCCUAAGAGGAAUCGACAGGAGUGAAGUGACCGAAAGAACGAUAACCAAGAGUAUGCUAGCUUCGAAGAACAUUCAGCCGGCUUUCACCGACCCUGAUGAAGGGGAACAAUGGAUUCGCUUGCUUUCGUCUGAGCUAGCUAUUCGUUUGGCCGAUGCGAGAGAAGUGACACCCACAAUCUGGCCGAAAACUAUCGCCGUUCAUUUCUCCCAAGGCUCUGAGCGGCGUGCCUCCAAACAAUCGCCUUUCCCUUAUACUCGUAACCUCACGGCGACUUAUGUUGGCAAUGUGGCGCUUAAAUUGUGGGAGGCUCUCACAAAAGACAAAAAGGAGAAAUCGGGUUCCGGAAAAAUCCAUAAUAUUGGUGUUUCGUUUGGUGGGCUGAUGGCGGCGGAGACUGGACAGAGAAGUAUCAAGGGUUUCCUAGCUGCUCCCAGACCUCGAAGAGAUGGUUCUCCGUUAGUCGCUUUCCUGAAACUCGAACCCACUGAAGGUCAGGACCGUUUGAAAAGGAGACCGAGAGAUCAGAGUAGUCCGGAGCUACAAGAAGCUGCUGGUUCUAGUGACAGCAACUCCUUCGUUUGCUCUCGUUGUUCCAGACGAAUUUCAUUGCCAAGCGACUCGAGGGAGGGUCUCGACGAUCGGGAUGCGAUGGCAUCCUUGAAGAUGGAGCAUGAGGAUUUCCAUUUCGCGCAAGAUUUAGCUCGAGAGGACCAUGAUUUGAGCCCGAGUCGUACAAGCAUGGCAUCGAGGGAGGUCUACCCCGAUAGGCCCUCGACGAAGAAACCGCGUAAGGAGUCUCACUCAGCUGGUGGCCGAAAAGCAGCCAAAGAUGGGAUUGCCAAAUAUUUCUCCCCGGGGCCACCUACGCCCUCCUCAUCCUCCAAGGCACUGAGAUAACCAACAAUCAAUGUUGCAUUGGGUUUGAGCCACCCGUGUGCGCGUUAAUCGUGUCCGGAAAAGCACUUUUUUCUCAAUCUACGACAAGCGUACCAAGUUACGAUACAUGAAGAGUCGUGGGCGAAAAGAUGAAGAGAAUAUCCAAGUUACUUUUUAAACCAUUUUGGAAUCUUCUUUCCCAAGCUAGAGGCGAGGGGGCCCAUCUUUGAGGAAGAUGAAGAUGGAG
Molecule: messenger RNA, 2268 nt
Organism: Cantharellus anzutake
Lineage: Eukaryota; Fungi; Basidiomycota; Agaricomycetes; Cantharellales; Hydnaceae
Exons: 18
Coding region: 18-2042 (674 amino acids)
Biological process (GO): response to radiation; error-prone translesion synthesis
Cellular component (GO): replication fork; nucleus; site of double-strand break
Molecular function (GO): damaged DNA binding; DNA-directed DNA polymerase activity
Source: RefSeq, a predicted model, not a curated record